Brettanomyces nanus is the source of this 900-nucleotide messenger RNA. RefSeq lists its product as uncharacterized. Gene Ontology annotation, cellular component: nucleus; 90S preribosome. The coding region runs from base 1 to 900 and encodes 299 amino acids. The record is from RefSeq and is a predicted model, not a curated record. The transcript has a single exon. Lineage: Eukaryota; Fungi; Ascomycota; Pichiomycetes; Pichiales; Pichiaceae.
AUGACGGAAGGAACAGACGAUUUGAAUGAUGGGUUGGAUUAUUCUUUUGAUGCCUCCGAAGAUGAAGGUACCAGUAUUAUCAAAAUAGAUGAAGCGAGAGGUGCGAGUAAAACGGGUGAGGGUGAUGACGAUAAAAUAGAGACGGAGGAAGAAGGUAGUGGUGAAUCUCAAGUUAUAAACGAAAAGAAGAGAAAAAGUAAGGAAAAGGAUAAAUUAAGGUUGAAGAAGAGACAAAAAUUGGAGUAUGAUGCAGCUCAAAAGAAGAAGCUUCCUACUGAGACGGCAGAUGUAAUUGCAGAGAGGUUGGCUACCAAGGUGAAAUCACAGAACAAGGACUUGUCAUCGUUGGAAUUAGGUGAUAUAUAUGUGAACAAAUCGUUUAUUGAAUUUACGGGAGACUGGGAUCAACCAAGGAACUUGAUCAAUUUUCCAAAGUUUCUUAAACACUACAUUAAAGAGAGUGUUCUCUUGAAAGCUUUAAGUGAACAGAAGCAGAGAAAGAAGAACAAGAAGCAUAAGAAGAAAAACAAUGAGGAAGAGACUGACGAACGAAGCUUCGCUGUGAUCUUAUCAAUGUCGGCCAUCCGAGCAUGCGAUGUUCAUCGUGCUACUCGAACGAUGAAUGUAGGAUCAACGAAAUUAAUUUCCAAGAACAAACUUAAGGAUGAUAUAACAUCAAUGAGAACUAGUUCGGCUAGAAUCAUUGCUACUACACCGGGUAGAUUCACAAGAAUACUUGAUACCGAACAAUCACCGUUGAAAGCUUCGCAGAUUAAGGCAGUGAUAUGCGAUUGUUAUAUGGAUCCAAAGAUGCAGACUCUCUGGGACUCCAAAGAUACCAUUAGUCUCUUGAGGAAGAUGUGCGACGCUAACGAGUACCUUCGCAUUUUACUGUACUGA